This is a messenger RNA of Eriocheir sinensis (Chinese mitten crab), 589 nucleotides long. RefSeq lists its product as uncharacterized. Bases 155 to 487 code for a protein of 110 amino acids. The record is from RefSeq and is a predicted model, not a curated record. The transcript is spliced from 2 exons. Lineage: Eukaryota; Metazoa; Arthropoda; Malacostraca; Decapoda; Varunidae.
UAGUAGUAGUAGUAGCAGUAGUAGUGGUAGUAGUAGUAGUAGUAGUAGUAGUAGUAGUAGUAGUAGUAGUGGUAGUAGUAGUAGUAGUAGUGGCAGCAGUAGUACCUUCUGUUAUCGGUCCCAGCAUGUCCUCGACACACCCGCAGAUGUGAGGAUGCGAUUCCAAGGCGAGACCGAGGUGGUCGAGAAUAGCCUGUACGAGACCGUGGAGAACAUUCGCGGGACCGAGGUGGUCGAGAACAGCCUGUACGAGACCUUGGACAACACCCGCAGGACCGAGGUGGUCGAGAACAGCCUGUACGAGCCCUUGGACAACACCCGCAGGACCGAGGUGGUCGAGAACAGCCUGUACGAGACCUUGGACAACACCCGCAGGACCGAGGUGGUCGAGAACAGCCUGUACGAGCCCUUGGACAACACCCGCAGGACCGAGGUGGUCGAGAACAGCCUGUACGAGCCCUUUGAAAACGUGAGGAAGCCGCGGUGAGGAAGAAGGAAAUAGAAGAGGAGGAGGAAGAUGAGGAGCAAGCGUGAAAACAUGGGAGGGCAGGCAACAAAAAGCCUGCUGGUUCAUCACGAGGCUGCCUGC